AUGUCCUACAAAUCCGAGAUGUUAAUGUGGUUGGCAGCUCUGUGCCUUGCGGCAGCAGAGCCGGUGACUCCGCAGAGCUUCACGGUGUAUUCGGAGCCAAUCAAGUUGCGGUAUGGUGAAGUAUACAACAAGAAACAGGGCCCGAUGGCUCUACCACAAAAUAUCGUGGAGCGGUAUUUCGACCAGGGAAAGGCAAUGGCAAUUACCGGUUUCGAUGUGGACAUGGUCCGAAAGCACGCAGAAGGUAAGGAGUCUAAGGUCAAGCUGACUGACCACUAUUUGCAUCAUUACAUCCUGGCGAUGGGAGAUAACAGCACGAUGAACAAGAUUGAGCAGCACGCUGCCAAAGACAAGAUGUUUGCCCGGAUGCUACAUGGUUGCCAUGGCAUGACAGGCUCGCAUGUACACUCGUUCCUGACGGGCUUGUCAGAUUCCCCCGAUCUGGUUUACUUCGGCAGUGCAGCUGGCGCUGAGUAUCGACACAACCUACAAAGGUAUCAAGCCCCCUUCCGCAGAUUGAUCCGAAAGCCCCACGUUUGGGCACCAACUUUUCAUGUGAUCAACACUAACAAGCCUAUGCGAAACACAUCUUUGCCAUACUCACCGCUUUUAGAAUGCCCAUGUACUCCACAGCGGAAGAUUGAUGUGAAGCAUGGGAAGAUUGACGGGAAAGAUCCUUACCCACCUAUCCAGUGCAGCCCGGAGUUCCAGAAGACCGGAAACCCUUCUUGCCACCUCGCCACCUACGCUGGCGGAUGGCGCUGCUGCGAGCACGGUGUGUUUCUGAUCGACACAGACAAAGAGUGCAGUGAUCCGCAGUGUUCGGAGGAGCAGCAGGAUGAGAUCUUCAUGAAGUACACCUUCUACUACGAGGAUGCCAUCCCCGAGACACGCAAGAUGGAGAGCGCUGCCUGCUGCGAUGUCACCAGCGAUCAGCAGGGAUUUGAAAACAUAGAGUACGACAUCCCUGCUUGUGCGCCGGGUACCCCUUCGGAGAAAUGCUUGCACGUAGUUGAAUCGGUGCAGCCUGUGGCCUAUUUCCACAGACAUCCGAAGUCUCCCAACGACCGGCACAGAGCAGACGAACUAGUGGACCUCGUCAUUGCAGCACCCCACCUUCAUAUUGCCGGCUUGUCCAUCGAACUCAUCGACGACAUUACGAACAAAACCCUUUGCUCCGUUAAAGCCAGCGCGGACAACCAAGGUGGAGUAAUGUAUGGGAACGGGACUGAAGCUGGAAACGAAGACGGAUACUUAGUUGGACUUCGUCCCUGCAGUUGGGGGAGAGAUGCUCCUCGCUUCCAGAGAAAUCAUCCCCUCAGGGCACGGGCGACCUACAAUGCGUCCCGCGUGCAUACCGGUGUCAUGUCACUCUGGUUGAUGGAUGUUUCAGCCGCUCCAGAUGGAACAUGUGCUGAAAGCAGCGGAAGACCGUUCAAGGGGCUGGACGACCGUGGAUGGCCGAUGUCUGCUUUCUUGAAGGUCGGGCAUCCGCAUCCAUCCGGAAACGUCUACGACCGGAAAGUCAUACUCAUGGAUGAGGUUCAUCACCUGGUGCGCACCGACUCGCAAUACUCGGAGCAGCUGGCAAUCCUUCGAGAUCGGUUAUCAGCCGCUGACGGAUCUGUUUUGGUCGGGUUUACCGGCACUCCUCUUCUCAUUGGUCCAGCUGACGGCCGAAGGCUCCUAGAUAUCAUCAAAGGUCGGCCUUUUCUGCAUGCUUCUGACGAAGGAUUCCUGAGCUCCUUGAGCUGCAAGCCGACGUCACUCUUUCCGCUCUGUGUACCUGAAGGUGUUGACAGAGCCGACCUGAGAAGUGCAAAGAAGCUUUGCUGCAGGAUUAUCCUUCGAGGUGAGGCAUUGCAAUCCUACGUUUUACGCAGCAACAUGGAGCUCAGCCGACGCAGACUGCAGGCAUAUUGCAACUUACAUGUCUUCUCCGGAUCUUAUCACGGCGGACGGCACGGCUGCCAGGAGUUUGUCCUGAAGCAUCCGCAACAUUGUGCCCCCAAAUUCUGGAAGAUAGGGCAAAGCAUUGGCAAAACGCGACAGAAAGCACUCGUCUUGAUCUCCAGAGGCACGGGCUAUCGAGCAGCCAUCGACAUAUUGCGCCAAGAAGCCUCUCGUGCAGAACCACCCUUCCAGGUGGCCUGCAUAGAUAACUUGGCAGAGUUCAACUCUCCGGAAAACCUCAGAGGCGAGCUGUUCCUUUGUAUGGUUGCUGAUUCCAACCAAUGUGGCGAAGGCGUCUCGUUUCGCACAGUCCGACAGCUGUUUUUGCUUGACGUGCCCUCGACACCAACCGCCCUGGUCCAGAUCUGUGGGCGGGCCAGUCGAAUGUUGGGGCACCAAGCGCUGCCCGAUCAAGAGCGGGUUGUCCGAGUGCAGAUCUUCAUCGCCACGGUGCCAGACUGGGCAAGGCAGUCCCUGGGACGUUGGUCUUCGAUCGCUGUGGCUCGAAAGGGGCAGUCAGGGCGCAAGUUCGAAAGGCGGGCCCAAGGGUUGUUCGCAGAACUCCUGGACAAGGUCGGGGACCUCAGAAGGCUGAAAACGAAGCUGAUGGGUAUUUGCAAGAAGAAAGCUUCCAUGCUGCAGAACUCUUCCAAGAACCUCGAGGAGCCACAUCCACGGGUGCUUCUCCACGAGGGCUUGCCACAGCUCCGGCAGAUUGAGAAGGAAGACGUGGAAGAUAUCAUGCGGAAGAUUGGGUGUUCCAAGGAGCAUCGCCUCGGCUCAGGGAGUGAGCUGUGUAAGGCGUUGAAUUGGCUGUACCAGUCAGAGACGCUGCAUGAUGAAUUCCACACAGCUGAUGAGCUGGCUAUGGAAGAGCUACAAGAGGCAGCAACGUCGUAUGCAGGCAAUGGGGUCAAGCGUGUAGAAAUUCGCUCAGCGCCACAGGCCGCAAAAUGGCUUGUCACGUAUGCAGGUGCUGUGGCAGAGUUCCGUGGGAAGGCGAUGGAUCGCGAGGCCGUUGAUACAGUAGGGCAGAGCGCGACAGACCUCCGGCCAUUUCUUGUCCUUUCGGCGAAGUUGUCCAUGCUCCAGUCGGCCUUUAGCCUGAACUUUGUGUGCACAGGUCUUGGCAGGCCACUUCAACAGGCAACAGGCUUCAUUGAUGCAUUGCAUCGGUUGGAAAGCGACGAGCUUCUUUUGCAUCGAAGGAUGCCGGCGACCUCGCAUCCACCUCUCCAAAACGAGGAGCCACAGCAGCGCGUCUCAAGCCUCUGUCUGCAGCUGCGGCUGCUUGAGCUUUUGGUGUUUGACCUGGUCGUUUCUGGAUUGAUCCAAAAGCUGGCCACUUUGGAGGCCCUCGGCCUUCAAGUUGAAACGGGUGACGGUGAGCAAUUCAAGCACGGCCAGGCUUUGGAAGGCAAGGAGCGAGCCCAUCAGCAUGCCGGGGCCGGGGUGCGAGCAGCGGAAGCACGCGUCGCAGCAAAGCAGUGGUGUGCACUUGCACUACGUCACCAGGUCACUUCGGCUUCGCAUGGCCACAGCAAUCGGAAGCUGCAGAGGAUGCACCAGACGAAGAGUUCGCUCCACCAGGUGAGGCAGACCUCUUCUGUGAAGUCCAAGAAGCUUGAAGAGGCGCUGCGCAAGGUGGCUCAGCGCAAACAGCGUGGCUUGAGGCGGCUCCGUCAGGUGCCGAGCUUGCUGCAGCUGUCUGCCCAGAACGGCGAGGACCCGCCAAGGAAUGAAGGCGACUGGAGCCAGGAUCAGGAGAUCGAGCUGAACCCCAGAUCAGGUCAAAACCCGACUAGCCUGAUGCAGCUUGCAGCAACGGCCGCGGCAGAAUCACUGGUCGAUGCCGUUGAGGCACAAGCUCCGGCGCAUUCACCGGCAAGCUUACUGGAACAGGAGAUGUCCAGUUUGGCCGAUCUCUUCUGGAAGCCGCUGACAGGGGGCAAGCCUACCUUGCAAACCAUCGUUGGAGUUGGCUUCACAAAGGAUGAUGUUGAGGCCAGUGCAGCUGUGAACGGCGACGGAUUGAAACAGAGCCACAUUGAAGAGAAAGUACAGUAG
Symbiodinium sp. CCMP2592 is the source of this 4020-nucleotide messenger RNA. The record is from the annotation of a GenBank genome assembly. Lineage: Eukaryota; Dinophyceae; Suessiales; Symbiodiniaceae.